CUCCACCCAUAAGUUUGCUUUUAGGUCCAUUCCAUGUAUCUACUUAGGAACAAGUCCCUCUCAUCAUGCUCAUCGUUGUUUGGGAUCCUAAGUCAAAAUGUGUCUACCUUGCUUGUCAUGUUAAAUUUGACCCUACAAAAUUUCUUGGAUUUAAUUCAGUUGCAGGUAACAGUCCAUCUCCACAUGAAACAUCUUGGUUAUCUAUCUCAAAUCAGAUACCACCACACUUGGAUGCUGCAGGCGGAUUUUCAGGUUGAUAUAUCUAAUGCAUUCUUGCAUGGAUAUCUUGACGAAGACAUAUACAUGGCUCAGCCACCCAGAUUGUUGAUUUGGUUCAUCCGGAUUAUGUUUGUAAACUGCAAAAGUCUCUGUAUGGCCUUCGGCAAGCACCAAGAGCAUGGUUUCAUCAAUUCUAGCAAAUUGGAAGUUUUUUUGCAAGCUUUACAAUUUGCUUUCCUGGUGCGUGAUCUUGGUCAAUUGCACUACUUCUUAGGCAUUGAGCAAAGCUACCUCGACCCCUAUGGCUUCUAAUUCAUCAUUAUCGAAACAUGAUGGUGAACUAAUGGUUGAUGGAGAGAAGUUUUGACAACUUGUUGGUUCCCUUCGAUAUGUGACUCUUACUAGGCCCGACAUCUCCUUC
Messenger RNA from Jatropha curcas, 640 nucleotides. RefSeq lists its product as uncharacterized. The record is from RefSeq and is a predicted model, not a curated record. NCBI's taxonomy places the organism in Eukaryota, Viridiplantae, Streptophyta, Magnoliopsida, Malpighiales, Euphorbiaceae.